CAAAUGGUAUAUGUCCAUGCAUUGUAAACGUGAAAACCAACGGUUGUUCAUCCGCAACUGACCUUCAGAUUGCAAACGUGUAAGUCAAGUAAUGAUAUAAAAGGGGCCGUUUUCACCGCAUUGGCAGAGCAGUUACAUCGAUUGUCCGUUUCAGAGCAUAAUUAAAGCAUCCAAAAUUAAACAAUGUUUAAGCUUCUAGUCCUUUGUGUCAUCCCCGUAGUGCUUUGCGCUCCACAGGAAAGAUUUAUAGAAAAUCUGGGACUCCAUAUUGGAAAUUCUUUUGACCUGGCGACGUUGAAAUGUGACGUUCAGUUGCUCAUUGACGUCCUUGGCAGCGACCCCACUGAGGCGGCCUGCGAGGCAGAGUGCCACAAGCUGAUCACCGACGGAACCAUCUUCUCAUACGGAUGUCCUUUAAUAUGUCAUGCUCUGCAAAACCUCGCCCACUACUUCCACGAGACUCCUCAUCCUGGGCAGGCUUCUACCUGCGGCAAUGCCACAACUUCUGCCCGCUAAAGCAAAUAAAAACAACUUUAGUAAUAACGUUAUAUGCAUGAAUUUUUACGAAACAUCUUAAUAAAUAAAUGCAUAGCAA
Molecule: messenger RNA, 595 nt
Organism: Dreissena polymorpha
Lineage: Eukaryota; Metazoa; Mollusca; Bivalvia; Myida; Dreissenidae
Exons: 4
Coding region: 184-516 (110 amino acids)
Source: RefSeq, a predicted model, not a curated record